Molecule: messenger RNA, 369 nt
Organism: Colletotrichum graminicola M1.001
Lineage: Eukaryota; Fungi; Ascomycota; Sordariomycetes; Glomerellales; Glomerellaceae
Exons: 2
Coding region: 1-369 (122 amino acids)
Biological process (GO): carbohydrate metabolic process
Source: RefSeq, a predicted model, not a curated record
AUGUCUUAUGACCUGCACGGAACAUGGGACGCUGCUUCAAAGUUCGUUGGCCCAUACGUGGCCACGCACACCAACAUCACCGAAAUCGAUCUCGGUCUUGAUCUUUUAUGGCGCGCCGGGGUCAAGCCUAAGAAUGUUGUCUUGGGCCAAGGAUUCUACGGUCGUUCUUUUACCCUUGAAGAUUCCAAGUGUAAUAAGCCUAAUGGAGUCUGUCGAUUCAGUGGUGGAGCAAAAGAGGGCCCUUGUUCCAAAGCCUCGGGUAUCCUGAAUCUCCAGGAGAUCAUAGAUAUCAUCAAGGACAAGAAGCUCGAGCCCGUCCAUGACGAGAAGUCAGGCACCAAGUGGAUUCACUGGGACAAUGACCAAUAG